This is a messenger RNA of Neoarthrinium moseri, 759 nucleotides long. RefSeq lists its product as uncharacterized. The coding region runs from base 1 to 759 and encodes 252 amino acids. The record is from RefSeq and is a predicted model, not a curated record. NCBI's taxonomy places the organism in Eukaryota, Fungi, Ascomycota, Sordariomycetes, Amphisphaeriales, Apiosporaceae. The transcript is spliced from 2 exons.
AUGUCCUCCUUCCGCUCAUCUGCUAUCGCAACGGCGUUUCUUGCCGCCCUAGCCGUUGCUGCACCAGCCAGUGGCCCGGCCUCAGAAGUUGUUAGCACAACCCAACGUGACUUUGUUCCGUUUGAUGAACACAACCCGGCACUCGUCAAGCGCUGGGCAAACUGGGACAAGUUUGGCGAGUUCAGCGGGUGGUCGCAAAAGUUUCAGGAUGGCCAAGGGACGUAUGUCGAGUCAGGGGACGAGGCCCGCUACGGCUUUCUGGGGACAGGCGAACACUGCUGGACUGACCUGUUCUGGGUUAAGCACCGCAUAGAUGCGGCCAACUGGCAGCGCGAUGAGUCAUCAGUCGACUGUGGAAAGACCAGCAACUGCUUCAUCCAGAACGUCAAGAGCGGGGAACGGUGUACGUCUUGGGAUCUGCACGGCUCCAUUAGCGGCGGAUUUGGGACCGACAUCAUGGCCAAGUUCCUUGGUUACACCGGGGAGAUCGGGUUUGAGGCUGGCGGCGGCGCCGAGACGUGCCUCACGAGCGAGAGUCAGGUGGGCUGCAACUGGGACGACAAGCUCUGCCACACGGCCUGGCGCUCUGACCUGACCUUGGUUCAUGAAGGAUAUAUCCGCCGCCGCUGCGACAAGGGCGGCGACCACACGGUCUGGAUGCAUGACUACGAGGCUCGCGCUCCCAUCAAGGAAACGCGUGUCGGUUGUGCGGCGUUGUGCACCGACAUGUCGUACCCUGACCCAGUCCCCUCCGCGUAA